GGGCGUUUUGACGUCACUUCCUCCAUCCGCCUUCCCGAUUCCAUCUUGCUCCCCGCGUGCCGUUGUGGAUAGCGUGUACAGAUGAAAGAAGUAAUGAAUCAAGAAAAACUUGCCAAGCUUCAGGCACAAGUGCGCAUUGGCGGAAAGGGUAGUGCCCGCAGAAAGAAGAAGGUUGUGCACAGAACAGCGACUGCAGAUGACAAGAAACUUCAGUUCUCCCUUAAGAAACUUGGAGUCAAUAAUAUUUCUGGUAUUGAAGAGGUUAACAUGUUCACAAAUCAGGGGACGGUUAUACAUUUCAACAAUCCCAAAGUGCAGGCCUCGCUUGCAGCCAACACCUUCACCAUCACAGGGCACGCGGAGACCAAGCAGAUGACCGAGAUGCUGCCCGGCAUCCUGAAUCAGCUGGGCGCCGACAGCCUGACAAGCCUUAGGAGACUGGCAGAGGCGUUGCCCAAACAGGCUAUUGAUGGAAAAGCACCAAUUGCCAUAGUAGAGGAGGAAGAUGAAGUUCCAGAUCUGGUAGAGAAUUUUGACGAGGCAUCCAAGGACGAGGCAAACUGAAGGAAAUACGACCCACCGGAGUGUCAAGACUUGACAGGACUGUCGAGCACAAGGCAGUUCUACAUUUCCAGAGGUGGAAACUAGUUAAUGAAUUCCAGUUCUUGUGCCUGCUUAAGAGUUUUGGAAUAACACUACUUUUGGGAACACUUUUCAUAAGUCAAUACUUCUACUUGAGUAAUGAUUUACUCUUGUUUUUUUACUUAUGUUUUAUAUUUAGACAAUACAGUUAUAAAGACAAGGUAAAUAAAUACAUUAGUAAAAUGUAAACAUAAAUGGACAGUUAUGGAUAUUGUCUUCUUUAAGUGAUAAUUCGGGAAAAAAGUUAAUGUAGGGUGUUGGAGCAGCUGGAUCCCUCCGUACUGUUUAUGUCAAUUUCUAUUAAUGUUCUUAAAGAAAGUACCACCGCUUUGACUUGUGUAAAAUUUUAGGAGGCAGGACUUGUUAGUUGAGUCAAAUAUUUCAAUACUCUUCCCACCUCAACAAAUUUUGUUAUUCGCCACAAUAUCCUCCCAAUUCCCGUCUGUCCUAUGUAAAUCUCUGUCCAACCGAGAUGGUUUAGCUGUCCAGCGAGAUGGUUUAGCAAAUGUUUUCCAAAACCUGUUCUUCAUCUUCCAUGUUACUGAACCUGGUCUGUAGCCACACUGAAACAACCAUAUUUGGAAUAAACCUUUGCUACUGUUGGAAAAAUAACAAA
Messenger RNA from Lampris incognitus (smalleye Pacific opah), 1258 nucleotides. RefSeq names its product basic transcription factor 3 (gene btf3). The coding region runs from base 82 to 564 and encodes 160 amino acids. The transcript is spliced from 6 exons. Lineage: Eukaryota; Metazoa; Chordata; Actinopteri; Lampriformes; Lampridae. Gene Ontology annotation, cellular component: nascent polypeptide-associated complex; cytosol. The record is from RefSeq and is a predicted model, not a curated record.